UAGUUAUUAAAGUAAUAGUUUUGAAUUAUAAUACAAUUAUUAUUGAAUUAAAUAUGAAAAUUAUACUAACUUUGGCACUACUGGUGGUAACCAUUGCUAUCGUUUGUGAUGCACAGACAGCAGCAUAUGAUGAAAAGUCAGAUGAAGUUACUUAUGUACCAGCGGAGGAUACAACAACUGACCAUGAUGAUUCGGAUAAAAACAGUGAACCACAAGCUGACGAUGAUUUGGAUGAACGACGUAAAAAAAGAUUUGUGGAUCUAAUAAAAUCAAUAGCUAAUAUGGGAACAGGUAUGCUUGGCCAGGGACUGGAUAUGGUUGGCCAGGUAGCUGAUACUGGUAUGAAUGCCGUAGGUCAGGGAUUGAAUAUGGCUACAGGAUUAGCCAACAAAGGGUUGGGUAUGGGUAAACAGAUGAUGGAUAAGGGAUUUGGUAUGGCCAACCAAGCAACUGGUCUAGUAGAUGGUAUUACCGGUAGUAAUGGUAGACGACAAGGAAACGGUGGUUACAGAAACAGAAAUCGCAAACAAAAACAACGACAACAACAACAAAAACAACAAGAAGAAGUCGAAGAUGAAAAUGUUGACAAUAAUUAACAAUAGGACAGACAGAUAGACAGACAGACAGUUUAAAAUUUAAAAGUUGAAUAAAUAGUUCUACUUUUUUUACGGCUAAAAUCUAAUCAAACUUUUUUUUAACUGAUUGAUUGUAUUUUUUUAAUUAAUAAUAAUUAACUGAAUAAAUAAAAUAUUAUAA
Molecule: messenger RNA, 756 nt
Organism: Oppia nitens
Lineage: Eukaryota; Metazoa; Arthropoda; Arachnida; Sarcoptiformes; Oppiidae
Exons: 6
Coding region: 54-596 (180 amino acids)
Source: RefSeq, a predicted model, not a curated record